AUGGAAGUGAGAGAAGAAAAUGGAGAGGAGAGGAGCGGAGAGUCUAGCGAAUGAAGUAUAUGCCAACAAAUUCAUCUCUCUCUCUCUCUCUCUCUCUCUCUCUGUGCUCGUGCGCUCUGAAUGAUCUUUCUGCCUGAGGGUUUAGGAUCCUCUAUAAACCCUAGAGUGGCUCUUGCCAUACCCUUGAAUCUUCAUCUAACCCCAACCUGAAAAAGUCGACUGUUUCCAGUCAUUUCUAUGGAAAUGCAGGUUUCAGCAUAGAUAGGGCAUCCCAUUCGGAGGAACAAGAUAAUCAAACGGCAGCAGGGCCUUGCUCUGCAUUUAUUGUUAUUCAUGCGAACGCCGCGCUUUCUCGCUCACGUUCGCCAUCACUCCUCCUCCGCCGCCCUCAUUUCUCAAUUCGCUCAAACAACCGUAGCAGCCCUCUCUCAAAACGGCGGCGGCUUUACUGUCUCUCAUUCAUCCCGGGGGCCGCCGGCGAACAUACACGCCGAUCGACGGAGCUUUCAGUUUGAUGUCUGUAGUAAUUCUCUAUUCGGUGGAGGCCGAGGGUUCUUCGCUUCUCCAUUGACAUGUCGACGUCUUUUUAUCUCCCCUAAUUGUUCUUUCCGACCAGUUAUUUCAACAUUUGCUUCCAUUUCUUUUGAUUCUAACCACCAAUACAGCUUCUAUCGAAAUUUUUUCACCAGAGCUAAAGAGAUAAAGAAGAUAGAGGUCGAUCAUGAUCAUAGCCGGCGAGCAGUAAGAAUAGCAUUAUGGUGCAAUUUUCUUGUCUUUUCUCUCAAGUUUGGGGUCUGGUUUUCCACUUCAAGCCAUGUUAUGCUUGCUGAAGUUGUUCAUUCAAUUGCAGAUUUUGCGAAUCAGGCACUUCUUGCUUAUGGUUUGAGUAGUUCAAGACGUGCCCCAGAUGCUCUCCAUCCUUAUGGUUAUUCUAAAGAAAGAUUUGUUUGGUCCUUAAUAUCUGCUGUUGGCAUCUUUUGUAUUGGUUCUGGUGCUACAAUUGUUCAUGGAGUUCAAAACUUGUGGACUUCACAGCCCCCUGAAAAUAUUCAGUAUGCAGCUUUGGUUAUUGGUGGCUCAUUCCUUAUUGAAGGUGCUUCUCUUCUUGUGGCCAUACAUGCUGUCAGGAAAGGUGCUGCUGCAGAGGGUAUGAGAGUGAGAGACUAUGUUUGGCGUGGUCAUGAUCCCACUUCUGUUGCUGUCAUGACGGAGGAUGGUGCUGCAGUAACAGGACUCCUUAUUGCUGCUGCAUCGUUGGUUGCAGUGGAUAGGACAGGAAAUGCAAUUUACGAUCCCAUUGGUUCAAUUGUAGUAGGGAAUCUUCUUGGAAUGGUGGCUAUAUUUCUCAUUCAAAGGAAUCGCCAUGCUCUGAUUGGUAGAGCAAUUGACAAUCAUGAUAUGGAAAAGGUUCUACAUUUUCUGAGAAAUGACCCGGUAGUAGAUGCUGUAUAUGAUUGCAAAAGUGAGGUGAUUGGGCCUGGAUUUUUCCGAUUUAAGGCUGAGAUAGUUUCAACACUCUUUACUGAUUUCAAUGGUGUGGUGCUGGUGCAGAAUUAUCUGAACAGAGCAGGACGUGAAGAGUGGGCCAGACAGUUUCGGGAAGCUACGAAGGAGAAAAAUGAUGCCGCACUGCUCAAGAUCAUGUCAAAUUAUGGUGAAGAAGUGGUAACAGCUCUUGGGAGUGAAGUGGACAGGUUAGAGAAGGAAAUCCAGGAAAUUGUCCCUGGCAUUCGUCAUGUGGAUAUUGAGGCCCAUAAUCCAGUUGGCCCAUCCCCUUAAUCUGCAACCAGUUUUCUUGCAUAAGUAUCUCAAAUCAAUUAUUAUAUAGUUAAACCUGAAAUGCUAUACCGGAGGGCUUCUGGCCCAAAAGAUGAAGAAGUCAUUCAACAGUAAAUGCUGUAAAUGUUGAUAGUGAAACUCUUGAUUCAUUGC
Messenger RNA from Diospyros lotus (date-plum), 1932 nucleotides. Its product is annotated as metal tolerance protein C4. NCBI's taxonomy places the organism in Eukaryota, Viridiplantae, Streptophyta, Magnoliopsida, Ericales, Ebenaceae. Bases 334 to 1779 code for a protein of 481 amino acids. Gene Ontology annotation, molecular function: monoatomic cation transmembrane transporter activity. The transcript has 14 exons. Gene Ontology annotation, cellular component: membrane. The record is from RefSeq and is a predicted model, not a curated record. Gene Ontology annotation, biological process: zinc ion transport; transmembrane transport.